Acanthosepion pharaonis is the source of this 699-nucleotide messenger RNA. The record is from the annotation of a GenBank genome assembly. Lineage: Eukaryota; Metazoa; Mollusca; Cephalopoda; Sepiida; Sepiidae.
AUGCACAUCUAUCUGAAUCACUUCAUAUCUAUCUAUCUAUCUAUCUAUCUAUCUAUCUAUCUAUCUAUCUAUCUAUCUAUUUGUUAUGGACACUAUCCGGGUCACUUCCUAUCUAUCUAUCUAUCUAUCUAUCUAUCUAUCUAUCUAUCUAUCUAUCUAUCUAUCUAUCUAUCUCGGUCUUUUCAAAUCUAUCUGAGUCACUUCAUAUCUAUCUAUCUAUCUAUCUAUCUAUCUAUCUAUCUAUCUAUCUCAAAUUUCUUUCUUUCCUCGUUUCUUUUUUAUUUUUCAUUCAAUGACUUUUCUUUUUCUUUCUUUACUUUUCAAACUUUAUUUGUUGGGUUACUUUUUUUUAUAACAUUUCCCAGAUUUUUCAUUCUUUUCAAAAAUGUUUUCUCUGUUUCAAUUCUUUCUUCGCACAAGUUUUUCUUUUGUCCGCUUACUUCUAUUUUACAUUCACUCUCUGAGACCUACACGGUGCAGACAGUAGAUAACGAAAGCUCGUCUCAUUUCCAGUCCAUUGAAGUCGGAUUGUCAACUCCACGCCGGACAGAAAUCAUCAAAAUUGAAACAGAGCGAAAUCAGAUUUCAAAGUUUUUGAGACGAAUCGACGAAAACUCGUUCAUUGGCCGUGAAAGAAAGAUACGCAUAUUCUUUCAGGCUAAAGCAAACAAAAUUCUCUGGCUGUUUCUCUCAGCUUGA